AUUAUAUCAUGGGAAGUUAUUUGUCCUGGAUUUAGUAAUGUUACAAGUCUGCUAAAAGAAAAGUUCGAGUUAAAGGUUUUGAAGUGUAGAGCCAGUUGUUGUGGGGCAGUGAUUCAUGGCUUGUUCUGAUUUCACUGCUGUUUUAAGUGUCUCAGAGCAGUUUGCACAAGGCAUGAUAGUUUUGUGUAAAUGCACAAUGUAAUUUAAAAUGCCUCCCUCAUGUUUCACUUGAGCUAAAUGCUUGCUGUAUUUAAUUCCACAUCAUAAAAUAUAAGGUCCGUCCCUUAAGGAGAUGGCACAGAAUUUGGCAGUGAACGUAGUUGUGCAAUCAGGGGCACCAAAUCGAUAUGAGCUGCUAGCUUGGGUCAAUGAAUCUUUACAGACGGGUUUCACCAAGGUGGAGCAGAUAUGCACAGGUGCAGCCUUUUGCCAGCUGAUGGACUGGUUGUUUCCUGGGUCCCUGGACCUUUGCAGGGUCCGGUUCCAAAGCAACAAAACAGUGGACUUUAUCCACAACUACAGUUUACUGCAAGCUGCGUUCAGAAAAGUCGGAGUGGUCCAUGACAUCCCCAUUGAGGAGCUGAUGAAGAGGAACUCCUUAGUGGCUCUGACCUUCCUGCAGUGGUUUAAGCUGUUCUUUGACCAGAACAAUAAAGGCAGGGAGUACCAUGCCCUGGAGGCCAGAGGCGGACAGAGUAUGGUUCCUGACUCAGAUGGUCAUUCCUCCCAGACCUCUCAUCAGAAACUGGAGAUUAUUUUGAAGGUGGAUGGCCAAGCAGUAGAAGAACCGAGAAACGAAAAACCAAGAGCAAACUUGAACCGGAAGGCAGAAGUGGUAGUUUUUAUAUCUGACGACGAGGAUGAUGUGGUGGAUGUGACGAUGGAGCAGAAACCGGAGAAAAUGGAGACACAAGUGAAAGAAGAGUGUCCACAGCCACAGAAGACAAUGAAGGUGGAGCAAGCUGAAGCAGCAGUGGACAAGGGAAAUCAAGGGAGUGGGUCCUACAGCAGUGAUACUUUAUUGCACUUCAUCAGAAGAUACUGGAGUGUCAGUGCUGACUCGAGUACAAACCCUUCAGUCCCUACCAUCCUGAGUCCAAUCCACCCUAGAGACAUCAUUCUGGCCUGCUAUGACACGCCGUACUGCCUCUACCUGUAUACGGGGGUAGAGCUGGGUGAAGGACAGAGCACAAGUGUCAUCCUGAUUGGCUACUUUGACCAGAGCGCAGGGGUCAAUGUGGUGAGGCUGCUGCACACUCUGGAGAUGAACUCUGACACUGAUGCACAAUCUCUGAUUCAGACGCUAAAGAAGUGUGGACUUCCUCUGCCCAACCUUGCUGUGUUCUACUGUAACUCUCCAAACGUGGAGGCGAACCAGGCUUUUGUAUCCCAGCUCAAGGCUUUCAACACUGGGUUGAUAUCACUCUGCGGCCUCUCUGGGAUUGCAGGAAGAGCCAGCCAGGCUGCACUCUCGGCCUCCUUUCACUCGGUAGUUGACCUGGUUAGAGACAUCCACCAUCACUACUCCACCUGCUCCUCCGUCAAUGACAGCCUGAAAGAGCUAUUUGCUGAUGCAGAGCCUUACAACCCAUCGUGUUCUAUCUCUGCACAGUGUUUAUUUAUCAUCAACACUGUGCAGAAGAUGGUCAGCAGCUGGAGGGAUGUAGUGGACUAUUUUAAGUCACUGAGACAAGCAGAGGAUACUGACCGGAUCAGAACCCAGCUGAUGAGUCAUAAAGUCAAGCUGCAGUUCCUGUUCCUCUCCCACACUUUGGAGCCCCUCCGAGCUCUCCAAGAAUUGCAGCAGGACGGCAAAGCAGAGGUGGCUGUGGAGCUCCAGCUGACCUCCAUGCUGGUUCACUCCUACGCAGCCAGUCUCCUCCAGCCCUCUGUCGCUGAGUGCUUUCUCAGGAACCGAGAACUGCAUGUGCUAAACAAUGAGAUGAAGCUCCUCCCCACGUCCGAGGUGAACGUAGGUUCUCGUGCCAGAGAGUUCCUGUGGGCCACCGCUGUUGUGGAUCUGGGGGAUCACGAGAGGAGGGAAUUCCUAAAGGACGCGGCGUCUUUCUAUAAAGCAGCCCUACAGAGUAUAGUAGAAAGUAUUCCUAAGCAGCUCGGAGAUGUGGCACUGAGGAAUAUCGGCAAAGUGUUGAAACAUCCUGAAAAUAUCAAUGAUAAUAAAUUAUCCAGGCUUGUGCUGUUAGAGUUGGGGGAUCAGCUGGGUCUGUGUGAAGCUGGGACUCCAGAACAACGUCAGCUGGCAUACGACUAUGCCAGUGUGGUCAAGACGGCAAAGGAGGAACAGACGAGUGGAACAGGUCACUGCUGGGCGAAGAUGUUGCGCGGCAUUAGGCCGUACUCUACUCUGCAUAGACUCCUCCUGACUGUCCUGGCCCUGCCGAGCUCCCUAUGCAGGACGCAGGUGUUUGCUAAGGCUUUCAACACCCCCAGUAUCCUUCAUGAAAGGAAAGAAACCUCCAUAGCCUCAUCUCAACCAGGCAGGUGGACAGGAAGACCCCGCAUCUGUAGAAGAAAACCUGUCAAGGCAAGAAAUGGUUAUAAGAAGAAAGAAGAAGAAGCUGGAGAGAAUUCAUCAGAAGAAAGUGAUCGUUAUGUGGCCAAAACCCGUCUAAAUAUUCCAUCACAACACUACAGCAGUAAGGAGGACUCGGCCAAAACCCGUCUAAAUAUUUCAUCGCAACACUACAGCAGUACGGAGGACUCAGACUACACAGACAAUUCCUCUGAUGUGGUUGAUCUCACAGAAGACUUCAAAGUACGUCGGCACAACAGGAUGAUAGAAGCAGAAAGUGAUAGCCCUCCACAGGCGGAGACUGUGGUUAUUGUGAGCGAUGAUGAUGACGUCAUGGUUUCAACAAGCACACCAUCCAACUCAACAGAACUGCUGGAUGCGGCGGGGGAGCUGGUCUGGGGUCAGGUGGAGGGCUUCACUCCCUGGCCAGCCGUCAUUGUACCGUGCAGGGGAGAGGUUGAACUUCCAGGGAAGAGGAUGGUGGAGUGGUACGGACAGCGAAUGUCCUCUCAGGUCAGUUUGGAGGAACUGAAACCAUUCGGUGCCUUCGCCCAGCACUUCAGCGCUAACUCCUUUGCCAUCCUCGUCACCUACCGAGAAGCCAUCUUCUUGUCCCUGCAGGAGGCGGCUCUGCGUUGUAAGAAGCAGUUUUCUCCACGUCUUGAGGACCGAGAUGAGCUGCUGAAACAGAUGUUAGACUGGGCCUUUGGAGGCUUUGAACCCACUGGGCCAGGCGGAUUCAUACAAGGGGCUGCAACAAAUGGUGUAACUAAAACAACAAACAACAGACCAAAGGUGAUGAAGAAACUUUUCCCGCAAGCCAAAUCUUCUCCUCACUCCUUCGGCUCGCCCCACUCGAUGAGCAGCAAGAGCAGUAUCAUCAGCGCUGAGCUGAAAGAGGUGGCUAUCUCUUUAAACAGACUGUCGUGCGAUUCCGUAGAAAAGUCCUCCCACAGAGGUGGAGGCAGAAAAACUACGUGGGAGGACAGAUUUGAUAUAGCGGGAAAAGGCUCUAAAGGAGUCAUAAAGGAGAAGGGAUCCAGAGGAGGGUGGACAGCAGAGAGGUGGAAACAAGGGAAGGGGGGAUGGGAGGGAGAGAAAGAUGACUGGGGAGUAGGCAAGGGCAAGGGAGGGUGGAAAGGGGGAAAGAGUCUGAAGAAGAAGAUCGAUGGAUUUGAUGAUGACAUGUCACCAGACUUUGUGCCGCACAAGAAGAGGACCUACACCAAAGUUUACAAUAAGGUCAACCAGGCAACCAGCGUUUAUACCCAGCCGGACCAAAAACUCAGAGAAAAGACCAUUCGUAAGAUCAUGGAUAUGAAACUGGACAUUGAAGGCUUCUGUUUGUGUUGUGGAACUGACAAAGUUGAAGUGUCCCACCCUCUAUUUAAAGGCAGCCUCUGCUUGGAGUGUAAAAAUAACUUAACAGAAACUCUGUAUCGUUACGAUGAAGAUGGAUAUCAGUCCUACUGCACCAUCUGCUGCUAUGGACUGGAGGUCAUACUGUGUGGCAACAAUAGCUGCUGCAGAUCUUAUUGUGCAGACUGUAUGAACAUCCUGGUCAGUCCGGGGACGUUUGAUUCCUUAAAGCUGCUGGACCCGUGGAUCUGCUGCUUGUGUCAGCCUCAUCGACCCCACGGCGCUCUGAUUCCCAGAAAGGACUGGAGCAUUCGUGUUCAGGAAUUAUUCGCCAACAACAGCGCCAUGGAGUUUCUAAUAAGCCUGAUUCUUCCAUGCUGGCAUUUCACUGACUUGCUGCAACGUAACACCGCCCCCCUGGCGAUCAGGUCACCAAUCGGUGAUCUCAAGUAGCCAUGAUCUGAAAAUAGAGAUGAUCACCCAACCCUGCUGUGGACACACAUAAGCAUUAAAACAACAAAGUAAAAGGAGCCGCACCGUGUUUACCCGUCCAUCCCAGCCAACCUGCGCAGACCAGUUCGAGUUCUGUCCCUGUUUGAUGGCAUAGCAACAGGGUACCUAGUGCUGAAGG
Messenger RNA from Micropterus salmoides (largemouth bass), 4523 nucleotides. RefSeq lists its product as uncharacterized. Gene Ontology annotation, molecular function: microtubule plus-end binding. The transcript is spliced from 21 exons. Bases 293 to 4345 code for a protein of 1350 amino acids. The record is from RefSeq and is a predicted model, not a curated record. Gene Ontology annotation, cellular component: cytoplasmic microtubule; microtubule plus-end; spindle midzone. NCBI's taxonomy places the organism in Eukaryota, Metazoa, Chordata, Actinopteri, Centrarchiformes, Centrarchidae. Gene Ontology annotation, biological process: regulation of microtubule polymerization or depolymerization; regulation of gene expression; spindle assembly.